UCAUUUAAAAUUAGCCUUGACUUUUUUAUUAUCAAGAUGUCGGAUUUGACUAAACACUCCCAUUUUUGGACUGAGUCAACAACAUGAUGUUGUUGUUUUUCCAUUGCGCAAUAACGGACAUGUAGAUGUUUAAAUACGGUUGGUAGUAGUGGAACGAGUUAUUGUUGACAUUCAACUCACACAACUCAUCGGAACUCACACAAUACGAAUACAACUAUUACAAGUGUCUUACAAGCGAACACAUGGGCGUUCUAGCCGUUUUCGUCGCACUGCUAGCGUGUUCGCAUGCUUACAGAGACUUCCAACUACAGUUGCCAAACGGAGACAACGUGCCCCACCCAUGCAAGAAGAACUUCGUCUGGAAGGGACUUGGUCAUCUUAACGCAUUAGGUGGCGGCAGUCUUAACCCAUUUGGUGAAGAUUUUAAACGAGCAAGCAAGAAAUGGACAACAGCUCUGUGUGAGAAGGAUUCUGAUGGCGACGGACUGACGAACGGACAAGAGCUUGGCGAUCCUGAGUGUGUAUGGGCACCCAACGACUUUCCAAGCAGAUUAAAAAACAUCACUCAUCCAGGAAUAUGCACUCCAUGGGAUGAUGACAAGUGUAGAGGAAAGAACGACUGGGUGAACUGUGAAGCGACGGAGUUUGAAUGUGACGCUGUCAAAGAACCAGACGUGCAAAAUGUUACAUUACGGUUUCCGAAGACCCGUAUACCCGCGAAAGAGACGACCUAUGCCUGUAUGACCUUUGAUCUACCUCAAGAUGGCGACUACCACGUGAUUGCCACGAAGCCCUUCAUUGACAACGUGGACGUUAUCCAUCAUAUGCUUCUAUACGAAUGCAUGGAUGGUGUACCAGCAACAAGCAGCCCGGAACACUGCUAUAUGGCAAAUACCCAGUGUAGGUAUGUUAUGGGUAUCUGGGCGGUCGGCUUCCCGGGAGAGUGUCUGUAUAAAGAACAAGGAUUUCGCAUUGGCACGAACGGCACGAAGACCGCUGUUCUACAGAUACAUUGGACCAAUCCCAACAAGAGAGAUGAUUUCACCGAUUCUUCCGGUAUAACCCUUUUCUACACCGCCAACCGCCGGAAGUACGACGCUGUGACCAUAUUUGUUGGUCAAAGGUGGCUGGAAAUCCCUCCCGGAGAACCACGCGUCACCGAAGUGGGUACUUGUACUGGAGAAUGUACACGGAGAAUACUCAAGGGACCAGUCUACGUGACUCGUGGUAUAAAUCACAUGCAUUACUUGGGCAUUGAGCAAAAAGUGGAACUGUUCCGCGGAGAUAAGAAGAUAAAAGUUCUAACAGACGAUCCGCUCUACAGCUACGACUCGCCUGUCGUUCACGAGUACGAGGAACCGGUCGAGAUUCAGCUAGGAGAUCAUCUGAAGACAACUUGUGUGUUUCGCUCUCUUUCCAAGAAUAAAACGACAUACUGGGGUUUCGGCUCUUACGAAGAGAUGUGCUUUGGACUGCUGACGGUGUAUCCCAAACAUAACAUCAUCAAUGACUGCGUUUCCUGGAAAAACAUCUCCUUCUGUGACUUCACGAACAUGUACAGUGCCUGUACCAACAACUCCAUCGCGGGCUCAACCGACUACGCAGUGGCCAUUCGCAAAAAGGUGCUGGAUAAUUGCAACGUCUUCGGCGGCUGCAGAUCCGAGUGCCCGGCUGUUCUGGCCGACGUCAGAAAGGAACCCUGUCUAGCAGGCGAGCUCGGCGAGUACUCUCUUAUGGAAAUGUCGCGGUCUAGGAACAUGGAUCUGAUGAAAUUCGCCUUCGCCAUGCGUUCGUGUGACUGCCCUAGAGACCAAUCCUUUGAGCACGUGGUGCCCAACAGUGGCGCCACCUUCCGCGCUUUAGUCUUUUCAGUUUUGUCAUUAGCAGCUUUUGUUCUUGUCAUCCAGUAGACUUAGGUUAUCUCUCAUAAUGUCUGCAUACCAACAACGCUACAAUUAUGUUUCAGGGCCGUACCCUCCGGGCAAUUGCCCCCCCCCCCCCCAAAAAAAAAAAAAUCAAAACAAAA
This is a messenger RNA of Gigantopelta aegis, 2026 nucleotides long. RefSeq lists its product as uncharacterized. NCBI's taxonomy places the organism in Eukaryota, Metazoa, Mollusca, Gastropoda, Neomphalida, Peltospiridae. The coding region runs from base 243 to 1910 and encodes 555 amino acids. The record is from RefSeq and is a predicted model, not a curated record. Gene Ontology annotation, molecular function: dopamine beta-monooxygenase activity; copper ion binding. The transcript has 10 exons.